CCGCAUACGUCGGCGGCAAAAUAAAACAAUUGUCAAGAAAGUGUCACUGUCAAUUCCCAUCAGACACUGUCAACAAAGUAUAAAUAAAUAAAUGUUUGCCUCCUGUUUAUUUAUCGUUACAGGAUAACACAUAGAAAAGGAAGAAUUAUAGCUGCACUGGUGCAUCGGGCACAAUGAAGACUGCAGUCACAGUCCUGCAGGAAAUGAUGAUAAAGCUUGGUCUCUGUCCCGAAUAUGAAUGCAUUGCUCAGUCGGGGCCCCAGCACCAAGCGACGUUCGAGUACCGCUGCUCGGCGCACGGGCACACGGUGACGGCGACGGCGCGCUCCAAGAAGGAGGCGAAGCAGGAGGCGGCGCGCGUGCUGCUGCUGCGCCUGGCGGAGCACGGCCUGUCCGUGCCCGCGCCCUUCAGUUGCGGCGCCGCCCCGCCGCCCACGGGCAUGGCGGCCGUCGGCGCGGUGAGCGAGGCCGCGGGCGGCACGGCGGCUCGCAGCUACGUGGCGCUGCUGAGCGAGUUGUGCGAGGAGUACCGGCUGCCGGCGGCGCAGUACGAGCUGACGGCGGACACGGGCCCGCCGCACGCGCGCCACUUCACGGUCAGCGCGCGCCUCGGCCUGCACGAGCGCCGCGCCACCUCCACCACCAAGAAGUCCGCCAGGCAGCUCGCCGCCGAGCAGCUCUACACCUAUCUCAGAGAAAACCUUUCUCGGCUCACUAAAGAUUUCGUCGAGGAGGAGGCGCUGGCGCGCGCGCACGAGCGGGCCAUGGAGCGCUACGUGGAGCGGCGCGAGGAGCUGGGCUGGCGGCCGCACCUGGGCCAGCGCAUCGCCGACUACCACCUGGGCCUGCUGACGCACGUCGAGGCGGGCAAGCGGGAGGCUGCGCUGGCGGUGAUGGAGGCGAGCGAGGGGGGCGAGGGGGGCUACGAGCGGGGCGCGGCGCUACGCGAGGCGGCGCUCGCGCUCGGUCUGGGCCUCGAGCUGCACCAGCUGCCGGCCGAGAGCGGGCAGCUCGCGCUGGUCUCGCUGGCGCCCACCGCGCCGCCGCUGGCCAUGGCCGGCUCGGACCCCGAGGCCGCCGCGGCCGCCGCUUUGCGCUUCCUGCGUCGCGCCCUCGCCCCGGCCCGUCCCUAGCCUCCUGCGGCUUGCCCUUCUCACUGUGCAGCCCUCUUUAUCACACAUCGUCCAUAUAUUUUUUAAUAUUAUUCACCACAACAGCUAGAGGUUUUGAAACAAAAAAAUGAAGAGAACAUGGAGCUACAUUUGGUGCGCUGAAGACACACUACUCUCACUUCUUCCACAUUCACACAUACAUACGUUACGGGUGCUCUUAAUAACGCCCUUCGUCAGUACUUCGCCAAUCUAAACGGUAGAAGUUCGUCAGGAACCGCCCUGAUUGCUUCACUGCCGCCAUUUCAAGUUUAAAGCCAUUAGUUUCCUUUGUUAAUUUCCUUAUAUUCAUCCUUUCAACGUAUGCAAAUCAUCUGAGCACAUGUUUUUCAACUGCAUCCACAACGUACACAUUCCACCAGCAGUGUUAUAGCAGUGUUUGUAAUCCUAUCAUUCAGUCAUUCCUAUCGGCACUUUCACAUACUUCUCAAACAUCUCAUUUCCACUGUAUUCAUUUUACUCGCAUCCCAAUCCUGACAAACUCAACACUUACACCAAGUGCUUACGCACAUCACACAUCAGAACGCCACACAGGAUUGCUCCUCAUACAAUUUUUACAAAAUUUGAUUGAUAAGUGUAUAAACAUUUAGUGAAUUUGUAUAAUACUAGCUGGGCCGCAUGUUGCAUUGCAUUGCAUUGCAUUGCAUAAAUAAA
Papilio xuthus (Asian swallowtail) is the source of this 1823-nucleotide messenger RNA. RefSeq names its product R2D2 protein (gene R2D2). Gene Ontology annotation, molecular function: double-stranded RNA binding; siRNA binding. The transcript is spliced from 6 exons. The coding region runs from base 174 to 1133 and encodes 319 amino acids. Gene Ontology annotation, biological process: siRNA processing; regulation of regulatory ncRNA processing. Lineage: Eukaryota; Metazoa; Arthropoda; Insecta; Lepidoptera; Papilionidae. The record is from RefSeq and is a predicted model, not a curated record. Gene Ontology annotation, cellular component: RISC-loading complex; nucleus; RISC complex.